CAGUGCAGCACUGCAUUUACCGACAGCCAGGCAGCUAGCAGAGAGAAGCUAGGAAAGCUAGCAACACAGCACUGAGACACRGACAAGACACUGUGUGUGUGCCUGUGUGUGUGCAACCCAGGCAUAGCUUCUUCCUCUUCACUGUUUUACUAGCACUUUUACCUCACAACUCUCUUCAAGUGGGACUAGGGCAGCUCAGGCCUGCUUUUCCUCCACAUUAGGAUAAAGAAGGGAUCAGUGAAGGACAAACGAGAGCUUGGAUAUCGGUUGUUCUUUCCUCCCUUUUCUCUCACCUUCGUCCGUCAGUCGCUGACAGCCCUCGCAUACGUGCCGGCAGGAUGAUAGCGGCACAGCUUCUGGCAUAUUACUUCACUGAGCUGAAGGAUGACCAGGUUAAGAAGAUCGACAAGUACCUUUACUCYAUGCGUUUCUCUGACGAGACGCUGCAUGACAUCAAGUGUCGGUUCCGGCGGGAGCUGGAGAACGGGCUGGGCCGCGACACCAACACCACCGCGACCGUCAAGAUGCUGCCCACCUUUGUCAGGUCCAUCCCUGAUGGAUCAGAAAAGGGGGAUUUCUUAGCUCUGGAUCUGGGUGGCUCCAACUUCCGUAUCCUGCGCGUGAAGGUGACACAAGACAAGAAGCAGCCGGUUCAGAUGGAAAGCCUGGUCUACGAGACCCCUGAGGACAUUAUCCAUGGGAGUGGGACGCAGCUCUUUGACCAUGUCGCAGAAUGCCUUGGUGACUUCAUGGAGAAGCAAAAGAUCAAGGAUAAAAAACUCCCUGUAGGAUUCACAUUCUCCUUCCCAUGUGCACAAACCAAACUGGACGAGGCCGUCUUAGUGACUUGGACAAAGAAGUUCAAAGUGAGUGGUGUAGAAGGCAUGGAUGUCGUGAAGCUUCUGAACAAGGCCAUCAAGAAACGAGGGGACUAUGAAGCUGACAUCAUGGCAGUGGUCAAUGACACAACCGGAACGAUGAUGACCUGUGGGUUCGACGAUCAACGAUGUGAAGUUGGCAUCAUCAUAGGUACUGGUACUAAUGCCUGCUACAUGGAGGAGCUGCGGCACAUUGACCUGGUGGAGGGAGACGAGGGCAGGAUGUGCAUCAAUACAGAGUGGGGGGCGUUCGGGGACGACGGGUCCCUGGAGGACCUCCGUACAGAGUUUGACCGGGAGAUCGACCGAGGCUCCCUCAACCCUGGGAAACAGCUGUUUGAGAAGAUGGCCAGCGGGAUGUUCAUGGGAGAGCUGGUCCGCCUCAUCCUGGUCAAGAUGGCCAAGGAGGGACUGCUGUUCGAGGGUCGGAUAACCCCMGAGCUUCUGACAAAAGGGAAGAUCGAAACUAAGCAUGUUUCAGCCAUUGAGAAGAGCAAGGAAGGCCUGACCAAAUGCAAAGAGAUUCUAACGAGGCUUGGUGUGGAGCCUUCUCAAGAGGACUGUGUUGCYGUGCAACACGUGUGCACCAUCGUAUCCUUCCGCUCUGCRAACCUCAUCGCAGCUACACUAGGAGGUAUCCUUGCUCGGCUGAAGGACAACAAGGGAGUCGCCCGCCUGCGCACCACUGUGGGCAUUGAUGGGUCGAUGUACAAGAUGCACCCUCAAUACGCCCGGCGUCUCCACAAGACGGUGCGGCGUUUGGUGCCCGACUCUGAUGUCCGUUUCCUGCUGUCCGAGAGCGGAAGUGCCAAGGGUGCUGCCAUGGUGACGGCGGUGGCGUACCGUCUGGCCGACCAGACACGCCAGAUCGCCCAGACACUGGCCGAGUUCCGUCUGAGCAAAGCCCAGCUGCUGGAGGUGAAGAAAAGGAUGAGGACGGAGAUCGAGAACGGCCUGGGGAAAAAGACUCACGACUCGGCCACCGUCAAGAUGCUGCCCACCUACGUGCGCAGCACGCCUGACGGAACAGAAAAUGGGGAUUUCCUGGCUCUGGAUCUGGGAGGGACAAACUUCCGGGUCCUGCUGGUUAAGAUCCGUAGUGGGAAAAGGCGUACAGUGGAGAUGCACAACAAAAUCUACGCCAUUCCCAUCGAGGUCAUGCAGGGCACGGGAGAGGAGCUCUUUGACCACAUUGUGUACUGCAUCUCUGACUUCCUGGACUACAUGGGCAUGAAGAGCGCCCGUCUGCCUCUGGGCUUCACCUUUUCCUUCCCCUGCCACCAGAAGAGCCUGGAUGCGGGUAUCCUUGUGAACUGGACCAAAGGCUUCAAAUGCACAGACUGUGAGGGUGAAGACGUGGUGGAGCUUCUCCGGGAGGGCAUCAAGAGGAAAGAGCGAUCGCCUGGCCUUGCUGCAGGUCAGGGCCAUCCUACAGCAGCUGGGUCUGGACAGCACAUGUGACGACAGUAUCAUCGUCAAGGAGGUAUGCAGCACCGUGUCCCGCCGUGCGGCUCAGAUCUGCGGAGCCGGAAUGGCCGGUGUGGUGGACAAGAUUCGCGAGAACAGAGCGCUGGACCACCUGGACGUCACUGUGGGGGUGGACGGAACACUCUACAAACUGCACCCACACUUUUCCCGGAUCUUCCACCAGACAGUGAAGGAGCUCGCUCCCAAGUGUAACGUCAACUUCCUGUUGUCGGAGGAUGGGAGCGGCAAGGGUGCAGCCCUCAUCACAGCCGUGGGCUGUCGCCAGAGAGCGCAAGAGGCGCUGCAAGCGUAAUGAGCCGCCCAUCUCGUCACCUUGACAACGCCCUGCUACUCCAACUUUUCUUCCACCCACCACACAGCCCUUCUCUCCAUCUCCCCAUAGCCCCGACCCGGCAGCCGUGACUCCACCUCUGCCCCACCUGGCCACUCUCACAGCCGGAGACAUGUCCACAUGCAUAGGGAGUUAAAAAUACUAGAAUAUUUCACCUUUAUUUAUUUAUGUUUGUACAUUUUCCUCGAUAGCUUGUUGUCUUAGGUAUCUGAUAAAUAUAGUGCAAAAUGUGUGUAUUGCAUAACAAAAGGAUUUUGCUCCAAACCAAAAGGUUUUCUAUACUUUCUGCUGGAUAUGUGAGUUACAAGAGUAGUAGUAUUUUGGUUGAACUCUCAAUUGAACCAGUGAACAUUUGAUCCAAUGAAUGAAACUAACAACUCCUUUAUAGUGAUUACACUCUUUAGAUAUCUUUUCCAAAAAGGCCUCUGUGCUUAUAGGGUGGAAAGCAAGAGUCACGGCUSYAAAAAGUCAUAAUUUUACACACCACCUACAGUACAUACACUCCCCCCCUCCAGUUAAGUGUUCUACCUUGUUGCUACAUAAAUGUGAAUUACUACUAUACUUUAGGUGUUGUGUUUUGUGUUCAAUCCCACCUACGCAUUGUGUGCACAAAUAAUAAAUGUUCAUUGGGCCCCAAGAUAAGAGUGGUUACUCCGAGCGCUUCUGUGUGUACUUGUAACUGAAUGUCUCUGUGAGUCCUAGUGUAACAUGACCUGUAGCUUUACAUGUCCAAAGCUCUAUGACGACUGCAUGCCUUAUUCUGAGACAAAUGGAGGGUACUGGAUCAUUUUAUUUUAUAUAUCAAAAUAGAUUUGUGUUUCAAACUGUGACAAGUGAAUUCAUUAAAUUAUAUUUUGUUGUGCAGUAAA
Messenger RNA from Salvelinus sp. IW2-2015, 3566 nucleotides. Lineage: Eukaryota; Metazoa; Chordata; Actinopteri; Salmoniformes; Salmonidae. The record is from RefSeq and is a predicted model, not a curated record.